Messenger RNA from Cutaneotrichosporon cavernicola, 2898 nucleotides. RefSeq lists its product as uncharacterized. The coding region runs from base 1 to 2898 and encodes 965 amino acids. The record is from RefSeq and is a predicted model, not a curated record. NCBI's taxonomy places the organism in Eukaryota, Fungi, Basidiomycota, Tremellomycetes, Trichosporonales, Trichosporonaceae. The transcript has 3 exons.
AUGACCAACAGCGGUACAUCAUCCCGGCAUUCAAGAGGUGGUUCCUGGAUGAGCGACAACCACCAGCCCAUCUGGUCUGGACACGACGACGACAACGCCCCCUCGUCCAGUAGCACUUGCCUCCGACCACCAAACGCAGACAACCUCCGACCUACCUCGUUCGGACGCGCCGACCAAACCCUCCUCGCCCCCCCACCCCCUUCCACUCUCGACUACGCCCGUUCCACAUCCAUCCGCGUCAUUGCCAUGGGGGGAGCCGCGUCCCGCAGCAGGGUAUCCAUGGAUGCCCUUCCCGCAGACGACUCGGACCGUGACUCGCCGUCGUCCUCCACAGCCUCCCUUGCCGUUGUCAAUGCAGAGCGACCACCACCCGUUCAACCAUAUAUGGACAAGGCGCCACCACCCUCUGUCAUUGUCGGCGGCGGUCCACACUCUGUCGGCCUCGGCCUCCCAACGUUUGUCGGAGACACUGGCAGGCCAGACUGGCCUGUCGUGCGUGACAUUGCCGACGAGAUCGACUCGGACAUGGAGGAGGACCACGACGGCGACCAACACGAAAUGGACUCGUACCAGUCUGGGUACCGCGCCCCCGUCGAUGCGACCUUGCGCUCAAUGCGUGGCGUCGUUGCCCUUGGUGAUGGCUGGGCGAGUGGAGCCACCCCAUCACGGAAAAAGCGGUGGUUCCGGCGUAACAAGUUUGAGCAGCCAUGCCAAGCAGAAGACGACCCGCUCGCACUGUGGAAUGUGCCUCUAUCCCCGACGACCCCUGCGGUGGCACAUGAGUCGGCAACAGCUUCAGCCCCAGCCACCGACCCUAAUGCUAAAUGGUGGCGUUCUCGGCGAAACCUUUUCAUGUCACAGAAGAACAUUGCUUCGCACCGAGAAGGGUCACCAGCAACAACUCAUGCCCUAAAUGCUCCGGCAUCUCCGUCUGAAACACGCACCAAUGUUAGCCCAGCACCAGCACCAGCAGCAAAGCAAAGCAGGCCAAGCUGGGUCAAUCGCAGCAGACUUCACUUUGGCUCCAUGGUUGACCUUGGCCGACACGACAAGCGCAAGGGGAGCCCAAGUAGUGGUGCGGUUCACGCUUGGUCUUCAACCACAGCCACCGCCCCGAGCUCGGGCCUCGGCAUUCCGCCACCUCGCCCUGUCGUUGAGAAUGGUUCCCUGAAAGGUACCAACAUGCCAACUUGGCGGCCCCCUAUCAUGUCACCAACCACACUCGUCGAAGUCGAAGAAGAGGAAGAGGAGGACGACCUGUUACGACCCCCACUCAAGCGGACCGCGACCUUUGGUGACGACGACGACCCCCAGCCCCUUCAGACCCAGCAGGCGACCCGCCCCGCCCCUGUGGUUUCGAAGGCGCCCCACCUCUACACUGUCGAGGGCUCUCCACCUCAAGCAACGCAGCGUACGCUUUCCUUCAACGAGUCGACAAACGAGUCCGCAAAGGCGAACGCGUCAUUCCUCGGCCGCAUCAAGAACGUCCUCAGCCGUAGUGGCCGCAAGAACAACUCUGCGUCUAGCAGCAAGGGCAUCACUUCCGUUCAAGCCAUGACGGCGUCCCCCUCUCCCGAGUCACCACGAAGCUGCCUUUCAGAGCAACCUCUUCCCACUACUCCCACUCGCGCGUCACUCCUUCCCCCACCCCGGUCCUUUGGCCACAAGGGGGGUUUUUCCCAGCCGCCACGUCGCCGCUCGCGGUUAUGGAGCCUCUCCACCCGUGACGAGGGUGGCGGUGGCCAGAACCUCGGGCUCGCCACCAAGGCGUCUUCAAAGCUCUCUGCCAACGUAGACAAGCGCAGCUACCGCGUAUCCAAGCACGUGGUUGAGAGCAUGAUUAACCUGUCGCCCAGCAACAAUGCGGACACUUUUGGCCGUGGCAGUUCGGCGUCGUCCAACGCAUCGCCCAACCUGAAUGAUCCACGUCGCACAUCGUGGACGCCUGGUGCGACCGCGAUCCGUACGAGCGACGAUGACGACAUGACCGAUGCCAAGACUGACCGACGCCUUAGUCGCGUGAGCCUGCGGAGGUUCAAGUCGCAGAGCAAGCAGCGCCCUGGCUUGGGGUCCGUGUUCCCGCGCCCACCUGACUCGGUUGACCAUCCACCUUCGCUUCACUGGGCGUUCCCCGGCUCGUACUCGACGCCGAUGCUGCACAAGUUUGGCGGCUCUACGCUCAGUCUUGCCCUCGAUAUCAGCUCGACGACCAACAACGGCAUGUCGCUCGACGAUAUCGAGGAGUCGCCCGUCUCGCCGACUCGCCACUCGACAUGCAACGUUGGUCGCGUCAGCCCUGGGACGCAGCGCGAGCGCGCCCUCUCAGCGACUCUGACGUCGCUCACAGCCCGUAGCACGAGCCUGAGCGCUGAUCCUUCCGCCAUCCUCCAAGACAUCCCUAAGACUGCGCGCGGCGGCCGCAACUCGAUUCCUGUCAACAUUGACAACCUGACAAACUCGAGCGACAGCCUCUCCCUUCCUGUCAACAGCACUGUCAACUUUCCGUUACCUCCUUCGAGCUCUGGCGACCUCAGCUCGCCUGACGCCGACCACAUUGAGCAGCUGCGUACACCCCAGGACCGGACUGGGUACGACUACUACCGCGAGCGCGACGAGGCGAGCGACUCGUCGGGUUCGAACAGAUCGGGCCUCUCGCGCCGCCUGCGUAAAGCCCCCAGCUGGUCGACAUGCAAGACUAGCCCAGGCACGUCGCUGACCCCGAUCGCGACGCCGACGUCGACAAAGUCUGGCGAGCAGCAGCAGAGCUCGUACCACAGUGCCCGGGGAAGCUUUUCAUCGUCGCUCCUCGUCGACGCAGCAGCCGCUGCUGAUGACAAUGCGGCCGCAUACAUGGUCAAGGCCGCGGUCAUUGCCCCGCGCCAUUCGAUUGUAGCUUAA